Ilex paraguariensis (yerba mate) is the source of this 1197-nucleotide messenger RNA. NCBI's taxonomy places the organism in Eukaryota, Viridiplantae, Streptophyta, Magnoliopsida, Aquifoliales, Aquifoliaceae. The record is from the annotation of a GenBank genome assembly.
UCUCCCUCUCCCUCUCCCUCUCCCUUUCUCUCUCUGUCCGCGAAGCCCACGACUACUACCAAACGCCAUCUCUACAAAGCUUCACGAAUCUUUCUCUGCAAAGCUUUCGUCGAUCUCUUGCUUAGAUAUUUGACAAGAUGUCCGGACAAACUCAACGCUUGAACGUUGUUCCUACUGUGACAAUGCUUGGUGCUAUGAAAGCUCGCCUCGUCGGUGCCACCAGAGGCCAUGCUCUUCUCAAAAAGAAGAGUGAUGCUCUAACUGUGCAGUUCCGUCAGAUUCUUAAGAAGAUUAUCUCAACAAAAGAAUCGAUGGGAGACAUCAUGAAAACAUCCUCCUUUGCUCUUACGGAAGCCAAAUAUGUUGCUGGCGAGAACAUCAAACACAUUGUCCUUGAAAAUGUUCAGAACGCAUCCCUUAAAGUUCGAUCUCGCCAAGAGAACAUUGCAGGUGUGAAGCUCCCCAAGUUUGAGUAUUUCACUGAAGGUGAGACAAAGAAUGACCUGACUGGAUUGGCGAGAGGUGGUCAACAAGUUCAAGCUUGUCGUGCUGCUUAUGUGAAAUCCAUUGACGUUCUUGUCGAGCUUGCUUCUCUUCAGACAUCAUUUUUGACACUUGAUGAGGCUAUCAAGACCACAAAUCGUAGGGUCAAUGCCCUGGAGAAUGUUGUGAAGCCAAGGUUAGAGAACACGGUAAGUUACAUCAAGGGGGAGCUAGAUGAGUUGGAAAGGGAGGAUUUCUUCAGGUUGAAGAAGAUACAGGGCUUCAAGAAGAAGGAGAUUGAGAGACAGCUUGCAGCUGCCAAGCAAUUUGCAGAGGGGCAGGUAGCAGAGAAAUUUUCUUUGCAGAAAGGGGUUUCACUUAAUUCAGCUCAUAACAUGUUGUCCGGAACCAUGCAAAAAGAUGAGGACAUAAUAUUCUGAUAUGUUUCUCAUGUUGUGUGGCUUUUGAUAUGCAGGUUUUUCUCUGUGGUAGAAGUUCAUUAUUGUUUAGAUGGAGAAGAUUUUGUAUGAUGAAUAAAAACUUAUGUAUGUACCUAUUUAUUGAAUUAACUUGCGUUGAAUUCUUAAUCUAUGGCUUUGAGGAUAUUUGAUGUGCAGUGUAUGUCAAUUAUUACUGUGUGGUUUUUUAUGAAGUCGCAUAGCAUACUCUGUAAUUACUUGCAUUAGUGGAGCCUGGUAAACUAGAGAGGUUUUU